UUCAAAAAGUUGAAAACAGGACGUGUCCGGUUUUGCACGGCUCUAAGUAAAUAUUCGUCCCAGUGAUGUCCUGCUGCAUUCCCGGAUGUAUCAAUCUCCUGCAGGAGUACACAACCGAGUUUCCGCUUGACAGAGAGCUUGCGGCACGCUGGAAGAACGCCAUUGAAGUAGGAACCGGUAAAAGUCUGCCACCGGAAUUCGGAUCCAGUGGAGCGGUGGUCUGCAAUAUGCAUUUCGGGGAGGAUCAGCUAAAGGAAGGUUCGCUUGAUGAUCGGACAGACUAUCGGGAGCCGACCAUAUUUAUAAGCAAUAACAUUUUAACGCAAGUUGCCACCUGUCGAUUAUGUCUGCAGCUCUGUAGGAUGUGCAACAUGAUCGACCACCACACUGUGAUGAUGCGGAAGUUUCCAGUUCUGAGUGUAGCAAAGCGGUACUUUAAGCUCUCAAGAUCUCCCAGCGAAAAGGCGUUGUCUUAUUUUUGCCAACGCUGUUUCGAUCGAUUACAAGUAGUCCAUAGUUUCGGGUUGGAACUUGAAAGUAACGCAAAGAAACACAAGCGAUUACGAUACAAAAUGGGCAAAGAAAAGGUGGUGUUCAAAAAUACUGGCUCAGUUAAUAUUUUGAAUAUGUCUAGAGGCGAACAUGACGACGGCGAGGACGAUGACGUGAUUGAAAUCGAGGAUGACAUAGUUAAAGAUGAACCUCUAUUAGUCGAUGAUCCGGAAGAAGUAUGUGAUUCGCCAGUUCCGGUUGACGACAGCAGUGAAAUGGAACCAGCUAGCGUUCCCAAUUUGUACAUAGGGACGUACAAGUGCUUCAUCUGUAGCAUUACUAUGGACUCAAAAGAAGCUCGUGAUCGUCAUUUGUACGUUGACCAUGCCGCCCAAGAGGAAGGUUAUUUUUGUGAGGAUUGUAGUAUGUCGUUCGACAGUAUCGUCAUUUAUAAUGUGCACCUAGCGAAACACGAUCCAUGCAGGCCUUUAAAGUGUAGCCGAUGCACGCAGCGAUUUUGGAAGAAUAUAGCUCUAAUAAAACAUGAAGCUCAGCAUUCGAAAACAAAUGAAUUGAAAAGGGCUAAGAAAAAAAUGUCAACAAACAAAGGAAAGGCAAACAAACAAUUGUUGAUUUCGAAACCCGUCGGCCCAGUAUCAUCCAACUAUCCGCAGCAAACGGUGCGAGCCGCUGUUGAAAAGGUUCUUGCUGGAGGAACAGUCGUUCGGGUAGCCAAAGAGUACAGCGUAACUCCAUGGGUCCUUGCACGAUGGGUAAAAAUCCAUAAAAAUAACGAAACUCAACUGGAGAUGACGCGUCUUCGUAACGAAGCUGUUACCAAAGUGUUCCCAGAUGAUCUAGAAUUGAAUCUGGUGUCAACCAUAAUCGAAUAUGUGAGCACCGUGCACGAUUUGCCCGAUGUAGAAGUUCGAAAGUUGGCCUACGAAAUGGCAACCAUGAACAAUCUAAAUGUUCCGAAGGACUGGAAAAAGGAACGAAAGGCAAGUGAAGAGUGGAUGAGUGAUUUUCUUGAACGGCAUCCUCAUUUGCUAGUUUGGAUAUCCGACGGUAGCAAUACAAAUCCUUUCAGUCUGGAACAAGCUCAAAAGUUUUUCGAUUUGAUGGAUAGUAUUGUCCAGGCCCAUCCGCAAUUUGCUGAUGGCAUGAGAAUUUUUAAUUUAGAAGAAAUCGCUAAAAACGUUUCGCACAAGUUGACAGAGCGAAAGAAGGUGACUACGUUUGUGAUUGUCAACGCGUUGGGAAAUACAUGCCCUCCCGUCAUGAUAUUCCAAUGUGCUGGACUUAGUGAGGACAUGCUGAAGGGGGCUCCUGUUGGAACAUUGGCUCUGGCAACGUCUACCGGAAUCAAAGAGGAGCUUUUCACGGAAGUACUGCUGCACUUUAUCCGCAAUUCUCAAUCGUCCAAAGAAAAUCCUUCGCUUUUGCUGUUCAAAAACUUUAGCAAUUAUUACACAGCUGACAAUCGAAAAUUAAUGCAUGACAAUGGAGUGACCACGAUUACCGCUCAAGAAUUCAAUUACAUGCUGCAGCCACUGAAGAAUGGCAUAAUGCGUGUUUUCGACGAUGCAUACCGGAAAGCGGUAGAUACGUGGCAAAGUGAUCAUCCGGAUCAAACCUUCGAUUUGGGAAACGUGGCGGAGUGUGUCAGUGUGGCGUACAAGGAAAGUUUCACACCAGAUAAUAUAGUAGUUUGCUUUCGCCGUUCCGGCAUAUUUCCAUUCGAUCGGCAAUGUUUCGCGGAGGCUUGUUCCCAAUCGUCGUCGAUGUCCGGAAUCGUUGGAGCUGCAGACGCUGGACAGGAGCAGGGUACCGAUAGUAACGCUGUCGAGCCAAUCGCUGAGGUGAAAUUGGAAACUGAUGAAGAUUUGUGUGUUUCAGAGGAUUCUAAUCCGUUAGUAUUUUUGUAGAGUGGUGUGUAGCGAAGUGUCAGUUAAAGUUCUGUUUAGAAUGCUUCAUUUACUGUGGUAAUAUAAAAUUAUUCGGUAGUAUCCCUUAAGAAAUGUUUCGAUCAGCGCCAAACUUCAUCGAGUGUUCUGUUUCUGUAUGUACUCCUACCUAGAUUAAUUAUUAAUUAGUUUAGUUUUUUUAAUUUCCGUAUCAGAAUUGAGUCCUUUAUGAGUCUUUUUAUUUGACCCGAUUCAAUGCGAAGCGUGGACCUUUAAUAUAUGUAUUUACAAUGAA
Molecule: messenger RNA, 2694 nt
Organism: Topomyia yanbarensis
Lineage: Eukaryota; Metazoa; Arthropoda; Insecta; Diptera; Culicidae
Exons: 3
Coding region: 66-2420 (784 amino acids)
Molecular function (GO): nucleic acid binding
Source: RefSeq, a predicted model, not a curated record